This is a messenger RNA of Aspergillus chevalieri, 1779 nucleotides long. It is a transcript of the gene CDH1, whose product is annotated as WD40 repeat domain-containing protein. The coding region runs from base 1 to 1779 and encodes 592 amino acids. Gene Ontology annotation, cellular component: anaphase-promoting complex. The record is from RefSeq and is a predicted model, not a curated record. Gene Ontology annotation, biological process: positive regulation of anaphase-promoting complex-dependent catabolic process; anaphase-promoting complex-dependent catabolic process; positive regulation of ubiquitin protein ligase activity. Lineage: Eukaryota; Fungi; Ascomycota; Eurotiomycetes; Eurotiales; Aspergillaceae. The transcript is spliced from 4 exons. Gene Ontology annotation, molecular function: anaphase-promoting complex binding; protein binding; ubiquitin ligase activator activity.
AUGGGCGGCAACAAGAAAGAUUCAGAAACCGUCGCCGCCAGAUCAAACGGCAAGUCGACACGGACGGGAACCAACGCACUGAACAUCGCUUCCCCGCCGGGAUCAAGGACACCGCCGAGUAUGCCGUCCAAAAAGAUGCUCUUCUUCCCAGAAACAAUGAGUGGCCGGAAAAAGAGCCAGACCGGACAGGACCUUAUUGAUCCGGACGCUCUCGCGAAGGCAUUGAGGGACUAUGAGGACGCUGGAAAUCGCCGUGAAAGGACACCCGGAACUAGUCCAAGUCGAAAGAGGCAGAGAGUUUACGGGGAUAGGUUUAUUCCGAAUCGUGAUGGUCAAGAUUUUCAGGCGACAUAUAGUUUGCUUCAUGAGGAUGGUUGCCCGUCGACUCCUUCUAAAACGAAAAAGCGCACUCCACAUUCAGAACUCCAUUUUCAAAAGACCGAGGAAGCAAACAGGAUGUACUCGCGAGUGUUGCGGAGUGAACUGUUCGGGAACACCGUCCCCCAACCCGAUUUGGAUUCUUUAGCAGCAGACCCAUUGUCCGGUACUAACGAUAAAACCCGCUCCCAUACACCACCUUCGCACGUUGUCUCCAACCUUCCUCCCGCCAGCAUCACACCAUCCACACCCCACAAAAACCUUUUCACAUACGCCUCCCCGCGCGUCGGAUCAAACCAGCAAACCCCGUCGAAAACGCCUAGAAGCCACCAUGCUCCAAACCUGAAUGUGCGGUCAGAAUUGUACAGUCUGUCUCCAAUACGUUACGAUAGCCAACGUAUUCUGGAAACUCCACGGAAACAACCACGCUACGUGAACAAGGUCCCAUACAAAGUUCUGGAUGCCCCAGACUUACAGGACGACUUCUAUCUGAACCUGGUGGAUUGGGGUAGCAGUAAUGUUCUGGGAGUUGGUUUAGGUAAUUCGGUUUAUAUGUGGAAUUCGCAUUCAGGGCAAGUUACGAAGCUUUGCGAACUUAAGGAUGAUACUGUUACCAGUGUCAACUGGAUUCAAAGGGGGACACAUCUUUCAAUUGGAACAGGGAAAGGUCUCGUUCAAAUAUGGGACGCCGAGCAUUGUCGUCGUCUACGAACAAUGAUUGGUCACACAAAUCGAGUAGGUGCCCUGGCGUGGAACGACCACAUCCUCACGUCCGGAUCUCGAGAUAAAAUCAUCUUUCAUCGUGAUGUCCGUUCUCCCGAUCAACAUAUACGCCGUCUUGCAGGGCAUAAACAAGAGGUCUGCGGUUUGAAAUGGAACACCGAAGAUGGGCAGUUGGCCUCAGGUGGCAACGAUAAUAAACUCAUGGUGUGGGAUAAGCUGAACGAGACGCCGCUGUACCGCUUUUCGGACCACGUCGCUGCCGUUAAGGCCAUUUCCUGGUCGCCUCAUCAACAUCAUCUCCUCGCUUCCGGUGGAGGUACGGCUGAUCGUACCAUCAAAUUCUGGAACACAUCGACCGGAUCCAUGAUUAAGGAAGUUGACACCGGCAGCCAAGUGUGUAACUUGUCGUGGUCGAAGAAUUCCGACGAAAUCAUCAGCACACAUGGUUACAGCCAGAACCAGAUCGUUAUCUGGAAAUACCCGCGCAUGGAGCAGGUCGUGUCAUUAACAGGACAUACGUUCCGUGUUCUUUACCUCGCCAUGAGCCCCGACGGACAAACAGUCGUCACAGGCGCAGGCGAUGAAACACUCCGGUUCUGGAAAAUCUUCAACAAGAGACCUGGAAGAGAACAUGGGCGAGAAGGCAGCAAACUAGCAGAAAUGGGCACGAUCCGGUGA